Kogia breviceps (pygmy sperm whale) is the source of this 1611-nucleotide messenger RNA. NCBI's taxonomy places the organism in Eukaryota, Metazoa, Chordata, Mammalia, Artiodactyla, Physeteridae. The record is from RefSeq and is a predicted model, not a curated record.
AUGAAGUUUAUUGUUUCACCCCCAAACCUGAAGAAAGAUCGAGUUCAGCAUCAACGGCUUGCCAAAGUUCUUGUUGGCACUACAGGCCAAGUUGAAAAAAACACUCAGGGUCUAGAACAGCAGUUGCAGGGUGAUUAUUCAGAUCCCAAUUUCUCCAUUCCAGCAGCAGGCCCAAACUCAUAUGUACUUCAAAUUCUACUGAUUGAUGAGGUAGCAUCUCUACCUGGUGUUCAGCGUCACGCUCAUUCAAACUUGCCCAGUGUUACACUUCAACCUCUGGAUUUGGAACUUACCAUCACUACAGAACCCACCAGGGAACAUCCUGAGGAGACACAAUCUUCUCCAACCCAACAAGAGACCCCAGCUAAGCCUCCAGAGCCUCCUGGAGAGGUUGAGCCUUCAAGGGAGCAGGAACAAGCAGCUCAGCCUUCUGAGCCUACAGAGCCUCCUGAGGAGGUGAAACCAGCAACCCUGUGGGAGACCCCAGCUCAGCUUUCAGAGUCUUUUGGAGAAGCUGAAACUUCUGCAACCCAGGAGGAGCCCUCAGCUCAGUUUCCAGAGCCUCCUAAUGAGGCAGAAUCUUCUCCAACCCAGCAGGAGACCCCAGCUCUGUCUCCAGCGGAGAUAGAACCUUCUGCAACCCUGUAGGAGUAACCAGCUCAGCCUCCAGAGCCUUCUUCAAGGGAGGUGGAACCUUCUCCAACUCAACAAGAACAGCCAGCUCAACCUCCAGAGUAUCAUGAAAUGACAGUUUCACCUCCAAGUCACCAUCAUGCUCAGCAUUCAAACUUAUCCAGUGUCACUGUCAAACCUGCAGAUGUGGAGCUUACCAUAACAAAAGAACCCGCUCCGGAGGUGGGACCUUCUCCAAAUCAGCACAAGCCUUCAGCUCAGCCCUCAGUGCCCCUUACUAAUGCAGAAUUUUCUACAACCCAGCAUGAGGCCCCCACACUGCCUUCACAGCCACCUGCGGAGAUUGAACCUUUGCCAGUUGAACCGGAGGCUCCAACCCAAUCUCCAGAAGCCGGUACACAUAAUAAACCUUCAGUACAAGAGGAGACCCCAGCUCAGUCUCCAGAGCAUCCUGGAGAAGAAGUUAUACCUGCCACAAGCAAGCAGGAGACUCAAGAUCAGCAUCCACAGGCUCCAGAGGUUGUACCUUCUCCACCUCAGCAGGAAGCCACAGCUCAGCAUCCAGAGUCUCCUGGUCAGGUUGAAUCCUCUCCAACUCAUAGUCUUCAGAGCUCUCUAAAGUGACUGUAGUUUUCUCUCCAGAGCAUCAUGUGACAACAGUUUCUCCUCUAGGUCAGGAUCAAGCUCAGCUUCUGCAGCGGCCCGAUGUCACUGUUAAACCUGUGGAUCUUGCACUUAUCGUAACUCCAGCAUUCACUAAUGAGGUUGAAGCUUCUCCACCCCAACAAGAAACCUCGGCUCAGUCUGCAGGGUCCCCUGAGCAGUUGGAACCUUUCUCAGUCCAGCAAGCAGUUUCAGAUCAGCAUCCAACCCCCUCUGAAAAUGUUGAACUUUUCACGUUAAGAAGGGAGCCCCAACUCAACCAACAUACCCUGAGGUGACAUUUCCAAAUCCAGAGCAAGUUCAGGCUCAGCAUCC